GGAAAAGUCUGGUUGGAUGUAGAGGAGGAGGAGGAAAGAGAAGAAGAGGGAGAAAGAGGGAAUCAGAGAUGGGCAUGUUUUUCUGUCGGCGGCAGACGAUGCGUGUUGAAGAUGCUGAAGCUCCGUCGCGAUGUUUCCUUCCCUGAAAAGCUCCAGCUGGCAACUCUACAGGGCAUGUUACUGAUGGAACUUCAUCUCUGCAGAGGACUUAACUCAAGUCUGAUUCCAACUUGACUGCCACUGGUAAUGAAAAUCUGUACACCAAGACUGAAACGGCUGGGGGUAAGAUGUUUGUGGAGUCAGUCAUCCGAUGGGGGGCAUGGAGCAUCCUGCUCCAGUUUGGACUGGGUGUAUCUGCAGGGGGCUGUCCUCCACGCUGUGUGUGUCGACCCGAGGCUAAAGAAGUGAUCUGCUCUGGCAAACAUUUGAACUCUGUGCCAGAGCGCUUUUCCAGCGAUGCCAGACGUUUGGAUUUUUCCCACAAUAAGAUUAAGACUGUGGGCCGCCGCCAGUUCUCUGGCCUCUUGCAACUUCAAGAGUUGGACCUCAGUGAUAACAUAAUCUCCAUGAUUGAGGUAGAGGCUUUCCAGGGCCUACAGAAUCUCAGGACGCUUCAGAUUAAGAAUAACCGACUUAAGAUCAUCCCAGUUGGGGUGUUUUCUGGCCUGUCUAGCCUGCGCUUUCUAGAUUUGAGCCAGAAUGAGAUUCUGGUCUUCUUGGACUAUACCUUCAAAGAAAUGAUGAACCUGCAAACGCUAGAAGCUGGGGAGAAUGACUUGGUGUUCAUCUCACAGCGGGCUUUCUAUGGUCUACAGAAUCUGCAGGAGCUCAACAUAGAUCGCAGCAAUCUGACAUCUAUUCCCACUGAGGCACUAUCCCAGCUCCAGAGCCUGACACGUCUUCGAAUGCUGCGCCUCACCAUUACUACUCUUCCCAACAACGCCUUCCGACGACUCCACCGUCUGCGAAGCCUCCUGAUUGCAAAUUGGCCAGCCCUAGACACUAUGGCUAGCAACAGCCUGAUCGGUCUCAAUUUGACCUCGCUUGUGAUCAGCAGCUGCAACCUAAGUGCUUUUCCUUACUCAGCAAUUCGUCACCUGGUUUAUCUGCGCUACCUGGACCUGUCCUACAACCCCAUCACUGUUAUAAAAGGUAAUCUGCUAGGGGACCUCCUGAGACUCCAGGAGCUACACCUAGAAGGAGGGAGCCUGCUACGAAUAGAACCAGGGGCCUUUAGGGGACUGGCCUAUUUUCGCAUGCUAAACGUGACAUCCAAUCAGCUCACUACUUUAGAGGAGAGUGUCUUCCACUCUGUGGGGAACCUUCAAGUAUUGCGGUUGGAUGGGAAUCCCCUACAAUGUGAUUGCCGCCUUCUCUGGGUGGUCCGCCGAAGAUUACGCUUGAACUUUGAUGGACAUCAGCCCACUUGUUCCUCUCCUGAUGUGGUGAGACAGCGUGAAUUCAGAGACUUCUCAGAGAAGGAGCUCCCGAGGCUCUUCACCUGCCGCCCUGCACGUAUCAUGGACCGCAGGCCACAGGAGGCCAGAGUAGAGGAGGGCACAACAGUUCAUUUCUCCUGUAAGGCUGAUGGGGAUCCAUUCCCAUAUAUCACCUGGAUCUCAUCCCACAAGAAUGUGGUUUCUCCAACAGGAAGGAUCAGAGUUUUGCCCAAUGGUACUCUAGAAGUACGUUUUGCCCAAGUUCAGGACAGUGGCACAUAUCAGUGCCUGGCAGGCAACGCGGCUGGCAAUGACAGCCUGACUGUCGGCCUCUAUGUGAAGGGCCUCCCUCGUAACCAAACAAUCCCUCUCUUCUCAGAGGAGGGCUGGGUAGAGCCUUCGAAUCCCCAAGCUGCCAACUCCUCAGCUCAAACGGCCAAGCCAUACCCUUUCGAUGCAAAGACCCUGAUCAUCGCCACCACCAUGGGCUUUCUGUCUUUCCUCAGCUCGGUGGCCAUCUGUUUUGUCUUCAUGUUCUUCUGGAGCCAGAGCAAAGGGCAGAUCAAGCACACAGCAACUAUUGACUUUGUUCCUCGGUCUUCCAUGGGUGGAGGAGGAGGGGAUGGAGGUGAUGGUGGCAGGUUCACCAUGAAACUUAUUUAAAGACAAGGCAGAGUUGAAAGGGUUUUCAUACUGACUGCGAGCUCUUUGCAGUAUUGCCCUUCCAUUGGGACAUUCAUGACAGAGACCUCUAUUUGAAGGCAGAGACAGACAGAGAAAGUUACAUCUCAGCACCCACUUGGCUGUGUUAUCUAACUAAUGAAUAUCUCAUGAUCCUGGAAUAGAAAGAUGUUAACAGACUGUAGCCAGGGCUGUCAUUGUGGUUGUGCGUUUGCUUUCAAAAACCUGUAUUUUGAAUAAGCCAAUGACCGCUUACCUACCAGAGGUCUAACGUUUUGUUUUUUAACGUCUGUUUUAUUUAAGAAUUUUUUUAAUCUUCACAGAUUUUAGGAUUACACAAGAGAGUUUCAGUCAUCAAAUGUUUCUGCUUUAUUAAAACACAUCAGGUGCUCGUUUUAUCAUCCACAUUGCACAAGCCAAACCCAAGUCAAGUGAAUAUUUGCCCUUUUGUCACUCUUGUUGCCAUUUUUUGCUCACCAACAGAUUAUCAUGUCAAAGACUGUAUAUUCAGCAUUGGUUUUAAGACUUGUGCGUCAUGUGACUUCAUGGCGAUAAAGCUUUUGAUACUUUGAUGAAUUAAAUAUAUGGAAUAGUCUCACCAAAUAAUUAAUGGUUCUCAAAUGUAUGAUUGAAUUUUGGACAUUUUGGAGCUUUGGAUUAUGUUUCUGAAAUGCUGCAUUGGAGACACAUUCUUGCUUUAAAUGAUCACGUAACGAGAUAAGAUAGCAUACCAUAAUGUACAUAGCAAGGUCCCCAUUUCAUUCUUAAAACAAGUUUGACUGCUCCAAACUGGAUCAGUCUUUGUUUUGUACUUAAGCAUGUAAUUAAAUUAAGAUGAUUCUUUGUUUCAUCAGAAGACUAUAUGAUUUCUCCUUUUUUAUAAUCAAGAAACCACUUUUAUUUUUAUUUUUUACCCACACAAAUUACUGAAAACAUGUGCCUCAGUAACAUUCUCCCCAUGGACAAAGAGAAUGGUCACCGUUAUCUUGUAAAUAUUCAGGUCAAGGGCGUUUGUGUGUGCUGGGUUUAUUCUAUCAUUUUAUCUAGUUCUGGGGAUUAGUGUCACUCAGAUGCACCACUCUUGUUGUGUAUAAACUUAACUGCGUAGAUGCACUAUGCAAAAAGCGACGCUUUAUUAUGCCAGGAAAAGAGGAUGUACAUGAUGCACAUACAAAGCUUUGACAAGUUUGUUUGUUACUUGCUAUCUUGUUCAUAAAUAACUGUUUUUUUUCACUCAAUGUUAUUAAAUGCAUAUAUUUAAACCA
Messenger RNA from Scophthalmus maximus (turbot), 3385 nucleotides. It is a transcript of the gene lingo4b, whose product is annotated as leucine rich repeat and Ig domain containing 4b. Gene Ontology annotation, molecular function: protein binding. Gene Ontology annotation, cellular component: extracellular region. The record is from RefSeq and is a predicted model, not a curated record. Bases 288 to 2102 code for a protein of 604 amino acids. The transcript is spliced from 3 exons. NCBI's taxonomy places the organism in Eukaryota, Metazoa, Chordata, Actinopteri, Pleuronectiformes, Scophthalmidae.